Fragaria vesca subsp. vesca is the source of this 1251-nucleotide messenger RNA. Its product is annotated as fructose-bisphosphate aldolase, cytoplasmic isozyme 1-like. Gene Ontology annotation, cellular component: cytosol. Bases 36 to 1109 code for a protein of 357 amino acids. Gene Ontology annotation, molecular function: fructose-bisphosphate aldolase activity. Gene Ontology annotation, biological process: fructose 1,6-bisphosphate metabolic process; glycolytic process. The transcript is spliced from 4 exons. NCBI's taxonomy places the organism in Eukaryota, Viridiplantae, Streptophyta, Magnoliopsida, Rosales, Rosaceae. The record is from RefSeq and is a predicted model, not a curated record.
CUUUAUCUUAUCCAGUACCACCUUAAGCUUUAACCAUGUCAGCCUUCGUUGGAAAGUAUGCUGAGGAGCUCAUAAAGAAUGCCAAGUACAUUGCCACUCCCGGGAAGGGCAUAUUGGCAGCUGAUGAGAGCACAGGCACCAUUGGCAAGCGUCUAGCCAGCAUCAAUGUCGAGAACAUCGAGUCCAACCGCCAAGCUCUCCGAGAGCUGCUCUUCACCUCUCCCAAUGCCCUCCCCUACCUCUCUGGUGUCAUUCUCUUUGAAGAGACCCUGUACCAGAAUACCACUGAUGGCAAACCCUUUGUUGAAGUCCUCCAAGAGAAUAAUGUCAUUCCAGGUAUCAAAGUUGACAAGGGCACAGUUGAGUUAGCUGGAACAAAUGGAGAAACCACAACCCAAGGGCUUGACUCCCUUGGAGCUAGGUGUGCACAGUACUACAAGGCCGGUGCGCGCUUUGCAAAGUGGCGUUCAGUGCUCAAGAUCGGCCCAACCGAGCCGUCUGAGCUUUCUAUUCAGCAGAAUGCACAGGGGUUGGCUCGUUAUGCAAUUAUCUGCCAGGAGAAUGGUUUGGUUCCAAUUGUGGAGCCUGAGAUUCUAACUGAUGGGGAUCAUGACAUCAAAAAAUGUGCUGCUGCCACUGAAAUUGUGCUUGCUGCAGUUUACAAGGCACUGAAUGAGCAACAUGUUCUUCUUGAAGGAACACUCCUUAAGCCCAACAUGGUCACACCAGGCUCUGACAGCCCCAAGGUAACACCACAGGUGAUUGCCGAGUACACAGUGACUGCACUGCGCCGCACAGUCCCAGCUGCGGUGCCUGGAAUCGUGUUUCUCUCCGGAGGACAAAGCGAGGAACAGGCAACUCUCAACUUAGAUGCAAUGAACAGGUUGGACGUGCUGAAGCCAUGGACUCUUUCAUUCUCCUUCGGCCGAGCUUUACAGAGCAGCACGCUAAAGACUUGGGCUGGGAAGAAGGAGAAUGUUGGGAAAGCUCAGGAGACAUUCUUGGCAAGGUGCAAGGCCAACUCACACGCGACUCUUGGCAAGUACGGUGGAGAAGGUGCUGGUGGAUUAGCAUCUGAGAGCUUGUUUGUUAAGGGAUACAAGUACUAGUUAGUCCUAAACCUUCACCAUGGGAACUUUGGAAUUAUCAAGUGUAUGAAGCAACCUAAACUUUAUUGUUAAUUUUGUCCAAACGAAAAUCAAACUUGUAAUUUAUUUUCUUGCGUUCUUCAGUUGUUGGUACAUAUUCUAC